AGGAGUUUCUAGAGAAACACUUCUCUUUAACCCAAAGAAAAGGAAGAGAAACUUCAGUUCUGAAAUGCCACUACCAAGCAGAGCAAAGCUUCCUUUCACCAAAGGAUUGCCCUGAAAUUUGGGCUUGGUCCACGUAGAGCUUGGUAUGGCAAGAACAGCAGUCUGCUUCUCCUUCAGUAGCUCUGUGCUCACUGAGAAACCCAGCCCUGAGAUGGUUACGUGCAAGGAUAUGUAUUUUAAUAGCAGCCUAUAAAGUAGGUCUUAGGAUUCAGAUCGGACAAGUUCCCUGCAGCUCUCUGCACUGUCUAGACAAAACAAGGCAGCAGUAAAACCAAGGCAGCAGGUAAUGAUCGCCUCCAAAAUACAUGUACACCUUCUUUCAGACAGAGGUAAAUCCAUCUGGAUAAUAUGCUGGCACUAAAUUGCAAGGAAAACAAUCGCUUGUCCCCGGAGGGGGAAGCAGGAGAGAAAGAAUGUUUUUGUCUAUGCUGAGCUCCUUCAGGAGGCUUUCAAUGGUUAGACUGGAAUUAACUCGCAGACAGGCCUUGCUCCAGCAAUCACUGAGCAAGGGACAGGGCUUGUAAGACACACAGCUGUCACCAACACUGGUCUGUAAGCCUUGAAAUGACUCCAUGAAAAAUGCACAUUCCAGGGUCAACAACCUAGCUUCCCAGAGAAGCAAGAGCCCUUGCAUCAGCCUGACCUCAGCUCAGGUAAGCGUCCCAGAUAAGGGACACAACACAGAUUUCCUUUUCAGGGUGUGCCCAGUCAAGCACCUUAAGAGCUUUGUUAAACCAAGGCUACUGCAAAUAGUAUUUCACAUGCUGAUAGCUACAGCACUUCAGGCCAGCAUUAGCGAGCUGCCAACACCUGUGAAGACCAGGAGAGCCAGUCUGAAUACUGAGAGCUGCUGACUUACACCUCUGAACAGCUCAAAAUCGAGCAAGGAAGGAUGAGAGAAGGAAGGAGUGAGUCAAGUUAAGCAGGCGGGGAAAUUACAGAGAGAGGAUGACACUGGUACUAAGACCUUGGCAAAACCCCCAACAGCACCUCAGAGAUUCACUUGGAGCUUGAGUCCAACACAGCCUCAGCUCAUUUCAGAGUCCAUGUCACCUCCCCCAAUUAGUUAAAGAGGCACUGAGCCACAAACUGUCAACGCUGCAUCAGAAUUUAUGGGUGCAAAUCCCCUCCUUUGCUCUGCAUGGUGCAGGCUGUGACCACAGGCACAGAAGAGGAUGCAUUGGUGCCUCCAUAACCAGAACACAAGAGGACCUUAACCUCACAGAAGGGAGGAAGUGCGAGACCAGUUGAACCACGAGCUCAACUCAAGGGAUGUGAGCCCUACUUCCAGAUCCGCAAGUGGCUUCUACCACGACCAUUACCUAUCUGUGCCACCACCCUCCCUUUCACAACCAAAAACCAGAGAAGAAAGGUCCUGUCUUCCCUGCAGGGACACUACAAAGCUAUGACUGUAAAACAUCCAGAGAGCUUCUGGUGCUUUGCCAUAGGGACACCACUGGCAUUCCAGUGCUAACCUUUGCCUACACGCUAAUAACGCGCUAAAAACUCCCAAUAGAGGUUGUGAAAGUCCGUUCCACCACUGAAUCAACCACAUAAAAUACCAGCAUCUGACACAAAAAUCAGGCUCCAAGUAUCGACUUAGCAAGUACUCCAUUUCUAAUCACACCUGUAUUCAACCUAGGACCCUUUUGUAACACUAGUAGAGGUCUCCCGCACAGCAAACAGGAGUUGCUCAGUUCAGGCAUAUCCCUUGCAGCUCCACAAUGCUUGCUUGCAGACCUGGGGAGAAGAGACCAGUUCCUCUCUGUGCCAUGCUCCAUCUCUGUCACCAGCUUCCCUUCUAAGAACUCAAAAAUACCUUAGAAAUAAAAAUAAAAAUCCCCCAAACCUGUAUUCUGUACUUUCCAAAGGCAGUAUUUUUCCUGGAUAACUAAUUAAGGGACACACUGCUGUGGCAGGCUGAGUCUUCAGACACAGUGUGCUCAGUCUAACGCCAGGUUUUACAAGCAUUGCUUCCUGACUGAUCAGGCUUUCCCCACAUACCUUGCUUUUCUUGCUAGGACGCUGCACGAGAUCAGCUCUGCCGUGCCAAAAUGCUGCUGGGCACCACAUUCUGCCCAGUGGCCAGCAGCUCUAACCCCUGGGAUGCUGCUGGUUGCAGUGGCAGGUCCUGAAUUCCCUGUCACCUCCCCUGCACAGCCCCUUUGAGCACCACCUUCCUCACAUAGAAGUGCCAGAACUUUCCCCCCAAACUACAGCCCCAUCUUUGCUCUCCUCAUCCCUCUUCCUCUCACACAGCUUCAAUGUCCCUGAAAGCCUAACAGCACUUCCCACCCUCACCCACUUCUCCUCUUUCCAGACCCCCUUCCUGCCUUUUCCUCUCGCAGGACAUGCACAGCUCUCCUCUCCUGACCCACGAGAGGCUCCUGGAAGCAGCUCUCCGCCAGCUUUCAGUUCUUCCUCUCUGCAAGGAAUUCAGUGCACUACAGAAAGAUGAGGCGAUAGGCAGAUUGCAGGGCUACACACGCAGCACGCGCUCAGCCACGAACCCACCGCUCUCCUCCUGACCCAAGCAAACGCAGAUGAAGGUAUCAUUAAAAAACCCCAACAACUAAACAGCAAACAGAAAGAGUCCUGUUAUUAAGUGUGCCAAGAACUGAGGUCAGUCUCUGCUCUGCCUUAAAAAUAUGGGGUUGGAUGAGAGCCUUCUCAGAUCCACAGUCGGGGGAGGCUCCAGUGAGUCCUGCCACAAGCAGGAACAGACUACGUUAGCAGCUCACAACUUAGCAGCACAGACAGCACGGGGACAUUUCAAGCUUUGGCUGUGUGUUUCCUUUCUCCACCUUAAGGUUUCUGUAGAGCACCCCACUGUCAUCUUUGGUCCACUCUGGACCUUCACUGACAUCUGUAACUAAGUGCUGAGCACCAGGCGAGAAAUCAGUAUAAUGGCUGGGGAAAAAAAAAUGAAAUCCAACAGCAAAGCGACUGAGAAAAAUCCUAGAGCAUCUUCAACACUACUCAGUUACCAAAUAUAGGGCAUAUGUGAUAGAUCUUGCAACAAAUACAAGACCCUUGACAGCUCUCCUAUGUUGAACAUCUCCUUGAAGGAAAACUGGACACAAUGCUAUAAUAUCUCAGGGGAAGCUUGACCACUCUGAAAGAGUACACAAACUCUUCUCAUUAAAGUCUAUGUUUACCACAUGGCAAGUCAGUGAUUAGGAAAAUAGCAUGACAUGCAACUUAAAAGAAAAAUGUUCCAGUGCUGUGCUGUAUGGGAAAAAAUAAUUAAAAAGGAUCAAAGUUUUGGCUCAGAGACACAGUUUCCAUUUAAAUAUGUGACUGAUGCAUCUUUUCUUGCUUUUUGGGGGAAAAAAAAGAACACAAUAAAGAAAAAAUUUCAGCAAUGCAUAUUUUCUGUAGUGAUAAAACUGCAGCUCUCCAUAGACCAGAAUCAGCAGAACAGUCCAACUGCUAGGGUAAAGGCAACGCUUACAUUUGAUCCUAAUCUACAACAUCUGUAAGGAUCAAGGGAAAGACAGAGCACAAGGCCUUGAGAAAUCUCCCGGAUUCUUAAAGAAAACAUUUAUAUUCUCACUAAGCCAACGUCCUGCUCAAAGCCCUGUCUCAGAUAGUAACCCUAGAAACUGGGCUCUGGUCCCCGUAUCAGACGGCACGCACACCAGCUGCCUGGGGAAGACGUGGAGCCCCAGAAAAGGGGGAAAACCCAGUUAUUGCUCAGACUGUGACAGCUCAAAUGUGAAGCAGUGACGGAGUUUCUCGACCUCCUGCAGCAAGUGCUUGAAUCCAGAGCAGCUGUUAAAUCACAGCAGGAAAGGGAGAGUGAGAAUUUGCAGUUUGCCGGGCGUUUCCAGCUUCUCAGCCCCCUUUCCCGCUCCCCCACCCUGCCCUAGCGUUUACUGUAAAGCAGGGAAUAAGCUUUAUCAGAGCUAGAAUCCCUGGAAACCCCAGUCCGCAGCCCGCAGAGGGCACCAGCGAGAUGCGUUUGGAGCAGGCGGGGAGCGGCAGCGAGUCAUUUCUGGUAAAACUUCUUUAAUGUGAGGAAUGUCACGGGCUGGUACGGCUGGCAGAGUUUUAGACUGGACUUUUUUCCUUUUUAAGUUUUUUUAUCUUUUAAUUAUCCUAUGACUCCUUGAUGCGAAGGCUACACUGUGCUCACACUGCCAGUUCGCUCAUACAAGCCACACAAGAAAUAAUAUUGUGAGAAAAAGGGGGUGUGGGGGGGUGAGAAGCCCAACUCUGAAAAGGCAAAAAAAGAGUGAGGCUGGGCCAGCUGAUGUAAACAAGUUAUGAAAUAACUCAGGUUUGUAUAACUGGCCCGAUUGUGUAAUGCCUUCCCCAGAAGUGGUAGAUUUAGUCGAUCUAGGCAUAUAAGUCAUUUCGAGGUAUUUUCUUGGGAAAAUGAAAGGGGAAAAAAGACAAACCACAAGACUGGGCUUUCAGGUCCGUCAAUUCACGCCGCUUCCACAGGAAAUAUUCCCCAUUCUCGAAGCGCCGCCCGGUAGUGGGGCUUGAGCGGGGAGCGGGGCCGGGGAGCGCGGGGAACGCUCCGGCGAGCCCCAGGGAACUCCCGCUCGGAAAAAGGCACGGCCUGCCGGGGAGCGGCCGGCGGAGCCAAGGAGCGGGCGGGCAGGGGGCUGAGCACAGCGGCACGCCGCCGGCCCCGGGGUGCCAGCGUGGGCCCCGAGGCAAAGGCAAAGAGAGUGUCAGCGUCUCGGAGACGAAGUUUAACGGGGGAGAAUCGGGCAGACAACCGCAGGCGCUGGAAAGACCCAGAGCCCGCUUCCAGCCAUCCCUCCGUGUUCCACGGCGGCUGCGACAGCUCCGUGAAUAACUCGGGCGGCACCUCCCAAAGUCCCAGCGAAGCCGCCCAAAGUGCUGCGGGCGAGCCCCGGGCACCACCCGGGCAGGCGCGAUGAACGUGGACAGCGAGAAGCUCCCAAUGAGAACAAAAGCAGGAAGGAGGAAGAGUUCGGUGCGCCCCUAUAUUCGCGUUACCGGCCUCGCAGAGAAGUCGCCCGUAGAGCCCUUUGGCUGCCGAGCGGGUCCCGGCCCGGCGCUGCGGCGGCUGCCCGGCCGACAGGCGGGGGCUCGGCACCGACAGCCGGCACCCCGCUCCACCUGGGGCCGGCCCAGCGGAGACCGCCCGCCGGGCGCUGCCUCGCCGCUGUCCCCGCUCGGGGCAGGCCGUGCCUCCCACAACAGCCCCGGCCCGACAGGCGGGGAGCUCCGGUCAGCGUCCCUCCGGACGCGUCGCGGCACCCGCUCCGGGGCGGGCGGACAGCGAGCGAAGGAAAACGGCGGCGCCCCGCUCAGGGCGGGCGGCGGGACGGAGCGGCGGCUGCGGACAGCCCCGCGCCCCGGCACCGCCUGCGCCCCCGCCACCGGCGCCUCUCCGCCGGGCGCCCGCGCCUCCAGCGCGGAGGAAGCGCCGGCCGCUCCCCGGGCGUGGCGGUGAACUCCCGUCCCGGGAGCGCUCGGAGCAGCCCCCGGAGGGACCGGGGGAGAGGG
This is a messenger RNA of Passer montanus (Eurasian tree sparrow), 5550 nucleotides long. It is a transcript of the gene MISP3, whose product is annotated as MISP family member 3. NCBI's taxonomy places the organism in Eukaryota, Metazoa, Chordata, Aves, Passeriformes, Passeridae. The record is from RefSeq and is a predicted model, not a curated record. Bases 4955 to 5497 code for a protein of 180 amino acids. The transcript has a single exon.